AUGAGCUAUAACUAUUCUUUACCUACCACAGGUGCUGUCUCCUUUACCGACUAUUUGGAAUCCACUGGAAACUAUUCUUCUGGAAUAUCAGAUGCUACUGCUCAACGAGGAAGGCUUAGGACUGUUUUGAAAGGUCACAAGAAGGAAUCUCAAGAAUCUCGCGACUUGGCCGCUAUUAUUAACGCGAUUGAAGACUAUUUACCAUAUUUGCUCAGUCUCGUCAAUUGUUUGGAAAAUGGGGAACUGACAUUACGAAAGAAUAUAGAAACAUCAUGGCGAUCAACCCUUAGCGAUCAUAUCAUACAUACAGGAAGUAACGCACCAAGGAUAGUGGGAACUGAUAUUCAUUAUGAACUUAUUUUUGUUCUAAUGACAUAUGCUUACACUCGGUCGUUACAGGGAAAUGAAUAUCUACAAGCACUUCAAUCCAAUGGGGCCGAUAUGUCGAAUGUAUAUAACAAGACGGCCGAUGCAUUAAAUACUGCUGCUAGUGUCUUUUUAUUUGUGGCUGACCAAGUGAUACCAAAAUGGACUCCUUCUGAUACUCGACCAGUAGAAACUAUUCGUGAAACUUCAGUAGCAUUAUCAAAGCAAGUAUCAUCCCAUAAACUACAUUAA
Molecule: messenger RNA, 618 nt
Organism: Halteromyces radiatus
Lineage: Eukaryota; Fungi; Mucoromycota; Mucoromycetes; Mucorales; Cunninghamellaceae
Exons: 3
Coding region: 1-618 (205 amino acids)
Biological process (GO): cellular response to pH
Cellular component (GO): plasma membrane
Source: RefSeq, a predicted model, not a curated record